GCUGCCAGUAUUUAAUGUGUUAUUUUAGUUUUUUCAUUGCUACACUAGGCUACUUACUCUGGACUCACUGUCACAGUCCUGGGCUGGGUUUUCCAAAAGCAUCAUAGCACUAAAAUCCUCUUUCGUCCAUUUAGUUUCAAUAGAAUUAAGAUUAUUUUAGUGCUAGGAUGCUUUUGGGAAACCCAGGCCAGACCAAUUCAGAUGUAGACACCAUCUAAUGAAACAAGUGCAUAGGAAAAAUGUGAGGGUGAAGUGUUGCAAUUGUGGUGAGGGUGAAGUGUUGGAAUUGUGGUGAGGGUGAAAUGUUGCAAUUGUGGUGGGGAUCGUGAUCCUUAGUUCCUGGAGUGCCCUGUAAGGGUGAAUGAAAUUGAGGUUAGAGUGGUCAAUCGAAUCUCCUAUGCGGAGGUGAUCAAAAUAAUUGCGAUAACAAGUGAUGCCAGUGAAGAUAUGGUAGUGGAUAUACCAAUGAAGAUAUGGUAGUGGAUAUACCAGUGAAGAUAUGGUAGUGGAUAUACCAGUGAAGAUAUGGUAGUGGAUAUACCAGUAAAGAUAUGGUAGUGGAUAUACCAGUAAAGAUAUGGUAGUGGAUAUACCAGUGAAGAUAUGGUAGUGGAUAUGGCAGUGAAGAUAAUAUACCAUGUGCAUUAAAACGGUGGAUUUUGUUGCGUUCCUUGCCACAGUUAUAAACUGUACAGCAAGUCUCAGAGAAGUCGAAGAAACUGGACAUUAUUGUGGCUGCGGGAGAAACGUUUUUGGGACUCAGGGAUUUUACAUCUGAAGACUUGCAAGGGGUAAUGGUAAGGGAAGACCCACCCCCAGGUUCCCCUUGAGCCUGUGUAGGGGUCAGAUAUGUUUUAUUUUUUUAACUGAAAAGUUGUUUGAUUUAUUUUUGGUAGUUCCGUUUUUUUCUGUUUCCAUGCGGCAUCGUAGAUGGCAGGAUGCACAUUAAAUUGUGUGAUCGCAAAUAUACCACAGCAGAAGAAUGUGAGGUUGCGAAAACAAUGCCUCUCUCUUUUUGAAGAAUUAUCUAUUCACUGUGUCCUAAUUUUGCGUUUGGCAACUUCAUUUCAUAGCAUGUUACUUGUAGCCCGUCUAAAUCACAGUGUUUUUUUUGAGGACUUGGGAGACAAAAUUGAGACAAAUUUACGGUUUCAAAGAAAAGCUGACCCAACAACAAAAUGUAUUGGCAGAGGGAGGAAUCUCGAGACGACCGUUGGAAUAAAUAAAAAUAAAAAGUGGUCAUCGUUAGUCAUUAUCUUCUCCACGCGCACAAGGCAGGGAGAUCACCACCAAGAACAAUGUCAUUUUUAGUAACAAAACAUCUGGUCGACUAUGAAAACGGCAUACAGACUACUCUGGUGACCCUGCUAUGGCUGUGGGGAUGGUGGCUGCCCCCUGUCCUGCCCUCGUGCACCACGGGCCGGCCAGCAGAGUGCAAGGCUGCCCUGUCAGCUCCCGGUACCAACCUGGCGGGCGAGGGUUUCAACAUUGUCACCAUGGAGCGCAAGCAGGCCUAUGUUGUUGAUGUGGACAACUGGAAGACCCCAAAUGGAGCCUGUACCCUCUGUGUUAACCCUUUCAUGGAGGGCCAGACUCAGAGGCUGCCCGCGGCUGUGGUAGACUGGCGUCCCUUGCAUCAGUGUCACAUGAAGUUGUCCAGCAUUGUCUACGACUCCAGCGAGUCGUUUGUGAGCAGCAGCCAGACAGAUGUGGACGGCAGUUGGCAGAUUGGUCUGGACGUUAAUAUCCCCAAGGCUAAUGGGUCGGCCAUGGUGGGGGGUACCCACUCCAGAGCUGCCAAGACGGUGAUGAGCCAGUCCAAGAAGGACAAGUACAGCUUCAUCAAACAGGAUAUACACUGCUCCUAUUACAGUUACCGCCUGAUAGAGGACCCUCCCCUGCACCCUGAGUUCUCUCGCUCCCUGGGCAUCCUGCCCCCCCUCUACACCGACCAGACCAAGGUUCACUACAAUCGUUUCCUUGCGACCUUCGGUACCCACUAUAUCCGGAAGGUUAAACUGGGAGGGCGGGUGAAGGGCGUCACCUCACUGCGCGUGUGCGAGGCGGCCGUGAAUGGUUACAACGAGAACGAGGUCAAGGACUGCCUGGAGGCUGAGGCCUCUGUCGCCACCAACUGUGGAACAGCCGAAGCCAAUGCAGAGACAAAGUUCUGCAAGAGUGACCUCAAAAAACGUAACACCAGUGACACCUUCAGCAGUACCUUCAAAGAGAGGUUUACCGAGGUGGUGGGGGGACAGACGGACGGAACGCCCGACCUGCUCUUCUCCAAGAAUGGUGAAAAUUCCAAGGCCUUCGCUGAUUGGGCAAGUAGCCUGAAGACCAUACCUGAUAUCAUCAACUACUCCCUCCAUCCUCUCCACCUAUUGGUGAAAAAGGCCAGCAAGAGGGCGGGGCUGAAGAAGGCCGUGGAGGACUACAUCCUGAAAUACGCCCUGUUCAAGCACUGCUCUGGGAAGUGCAAGGGAAGCUCCAGGUCCAGUACCCAUGACUCCUGUCAGUGUGUGUGCCAGACCAGUAAGGAGAUGACCAGCCAAUGCUGCCCGCAGGAGAAGGGCUUGGCUCACGUGACCGUCACCGUGAAGAAAGCCAGGGAACUCUGGGGGGACAGCACCUCCCAGACCGACGGCUUCGUCAAGGUGCACAUGGGUAAAGACUUCAAGCAGACCAGGGUGAUCCAUAACAACGACAACCCCAUGUGGAAUGAGGUCUUCAAAUUUGGGACAGUCAAGCUCUCACUGGCCAGCGAGCUCAAGUUCACUGUAUACGAUGAAGACAAUUGGUCGAACGAAAUCCUAGGGGAAUGCAAAAUCCAGCCCGUCGAAGCUGGGUUUCACGACGAUAUGUGUCCUAUAACUCACGGCAGCCUGUUCUACUCCUACAAGGUCGAAUGCGCCCCAGGGCUUGGGGGCCACACCUGUGGGGAGUACGCCCCUUCCAGGAUGAACUCUGACCUCUCUUCCCUCUAUACCUCCCGCAACGCCCUGAACAUGACUCAGGAUCUGCUGGCUCAUAUCCGGAUGGGCCGGCCCCUAGGAGACCCUUUGACCUUCUUGGUGAAGCAGAGGGAUAAUGAUCACCCUGCCCUCAGUGAACCGUGAUCAAAACAUAUGCCCUGUAAUGCACUGUAAACCUUAGUCUGCCUAUCUAACCUUAAUGCAUACCAUUUCUAACCGCUUGUUCUUAAAAAAUAUAUAUAAAUAAAUGUAACCUUUAGUUACAGUGAGGGAAAAAAGUAUUUGAUCCCCUGCUGAUUUUGUACGUUUGCCCACUGACAAAGAAAUGAUCAGUCUAUCAUAUUUGAACAGUGAGAGACAGAAUAA
Messenger RNA from Salmo salar (Atlantic salmon), 3341 nucleotides. RefSeq names its product perforin-1. Lineage: Eukaryota; Metazoa; Chordata; Actinopteri; Salmoniformes; Salmonidae. The record is from RefSeq and is a predicted model, not a curated record. Gene Ontology annotation, cellular component: membrane; membrane attack complex. Gene Ontology annotation, molecular function: wide pore channel activity. Gene Ontology annotation, biological process: T cell mediated cytotoxicity; defense response to virus; immunological synapse formation.